ACUUCAUCGUGAUGUUAAACUAUUGAAUAUUUUAGUUAAACAAGAUCGUAUUACAUUUAAACUUUAUGAUUUUGGUAUAUUUAGUCAAUUAACAAAUUCAGUUGCACAUACAAUGAUGAAAGGAACACAACCUGAAAGAAUUGAUGCAACUCAAGCACCUAAAGGUUAUGGUAUAUGA
Molecule: messenger RNA, 178 nt
Organism: Rotaria sordida
Lineage: Eukaryota; Metazoa; Rotifera; Eurotatoria; Philodinida; Philodinidae
Source: the annotation of a GenBank genome assembly